UUCCCAAUUUUAAUGUACAAUUCUAAUCCAAAUUUGGUUGUAUAUGGGUGCGAUUUUUCUUCGACUGCCAUCGAGAUUUUAAAGUUGAAUCCGGAUUAUGAUGAGACAAGAUGCAAAGUUUUUGUGUUAGAUGCUACUACAGAGAAUUGGGAGCCACCCUUUCGAGAAGAGACUCUCGAUAUCGCUCUUCUAAUUUUUGUGUUGUCCAGCAUUGUACCUGACAAGCAAAAGCACAUCAUACGACAAGUAUUUAGAUAUCUUAAACCUGGAGGGUUGCUUUUAAUUCGUGACUAUGGAAGAUAUGACAUGGCUCAGUUGAGAUUCAAAAGGGGUCGAUGUCUGGCGGAAAAUUUCUAUGCUAGAGGUGAUGGGACGAUGGUGUAUUUUUUCACUCAAGAGGAAAUACGAGACUUGUUCAUCAAAUCUGGCUUUGAAGAGGAGCAAAAUAUUAUUGACAGACGAUUGCAAGUAAACCGGGGAAAACAAUUAAUGAUGUACAGAGUGUGGAUUCAAGGGCGAUAUCGGAAACCGCUGAUGAAUGAAACAUGAACCAUUCGUGAUAUUAAAUUCUAUUUUGCAGCCAUGAAGAUAA
Fopius arisanus is the source of this 592-nucleotide messenger RNA. RefSeq names its product methyltransferase-like protein. The transcript has 2 exons. Lineage: Eukaryota; Metazoa; Arthropoda; Insecta; Hymenoptera; Braconidae. The record is from RefSeq and is a predicted model, not a curated record. Gene Ontology annotation, molecular function: tRNA (cytidine-N3)-methyltransferase activity. The annotation marks the transcript as partial.